AUGCACAGUUGGAAAUGCGACUCCAUGUUCGGUGCAAGCUGGGAUGAGAAAGAUGGUGUUGUCCCAAAAUGCUUCUGCGAGGUGUAUGACAUAUUUUACAUGUCGAAAACAAACACCAACGCGAAUAGGUUAUUUUUUGGAUGCCCAUUCUUCAAGGUGAAACAACCACAUUAUAAAUUCUUUGUGUGGGUUGAUAACCACAUUGGAAGAAUUGGAUGCAUGGAGCAAACAAAAAAAUUGGAUGACAAUCAGAGCUUAGAUGUUGAAGAAUAUUUUGGAAAGAAAAAAUUGGAGAACAAAAUGACUGAUCUAGAGCAAAGUUUAAUUUACCUAGAGAACAAGAAAAGCAGUAACUUCUAG
Arachis ipaensis is the source of this 360-nucleotide messenger RNA. The record is from RefSeq and is a predicted model, not a curated record. Lineage: Eukaryota; Viridiplantae; Streptophyta; Magnoliopsida; Fabales; Fabaceae.